UGUGAUGCUGAUGCUCUGUGUUCUUCAGGGGGAGCGCUCCUUCAGUGAGGAGGAGGAGGAGAAGCUGCAGAGUGCUUUAUCUCUGGAGAAACACACUCUUCAUCUGCUGGUGGAAACCCUGUCCUUCAUCCUCGAGCAGGCCGUGUAUCACAACAUCAAACCAGCGUCUCUCAGACAGCAGCUGGAGAACAUCUGUGUGGAGGCGGACAGAGCCGAGGUGUUCGCUCACGUCUGGGCUUCAGCUGCUCCUGAUGUGCUGGACAAGAUCCGACUCGGGAUAUUUGCCCCGAAGAAGCUGGAUCACGUGGGCUGGCAGCUCUGUCUGCAGAUGGCCUCGUCGUCUCGAAGCAGACUGAAGGAGCCGCACGCCGUCCUGGAUCUGGGACUCCGCACGGAGGACGACGCAGAGCGUCUGCAGGACGUGUUUGUGGAGUUCAGUCAUCAGGAUCUGCUGGACUUCUACAAUCAGAUGGAGAUGAUUCAGACUCAGCUGGACUCGCUCAGCUGAUUCAGCCUCCGUCUGCUAUCCCAUGAUGCCUCUGGUUCAGUUCAGGACUUGUAUAUAUGAGGCUGAAGCUGUUCACCAGUGUUUCAUUAAAGAUGCUUUGCAUUAAAGAUGCUUCCUCUG
This is a messenger RNA of Carassius auratus (goldfish), 628 nucleotides long. RefSeq names its product COMM domain-containing protein 10-like. Lineage: Eukaryota; Metazoa; Chordata; Actinopteri; Cypriniformes; Cyprinidae. The record is from RefSeq and is a predicted model, not a curated record. The transcript has 5 exons. The coding region runs from base 5 to 508 and encodes 167 amino acids.